AAUUAUAGAAUAUUUAAAUAACGCAUUGUUGCUGUAACUAAAACAUUUAUUUAAAUUUCGCGCUUUCUCAUAUGUGGUACAGUACUUUAACUGAUUAACGUAGUUGAAAUUCGUUUCAAAUUAAAUGUGGUUAGAAUUCUCUGAAUUUGGUACAUUAUAUUCGAGUUGAUGCAGGUAUUGUUGGUGUAUAAUUUUAUCUCAAUAAUUAUAACAAAAUUAUAAAUAUUUUCUGUAUCGUGUAUGUAACAGAGUGUAAGUAUAGUUAAAGCAAUUAUAAUAUACGUAUACAAUCAGUGCGAUUAAAUAGAAAAUGAUGAUUAAAACUGCUUGUGACCCUACAAUAGAGAGACAUUUCAAAGGUCAUGAAAAUGCUAUCACAAGCUUGUGUUUUCACCCUGAAACUACUCAAUUAGUAUCAAGUAGUUCAGACAAAAGUAUAAUAUUAUGGAAUCUGAAAGAAUCUGUGAGAGCUUGUAGAUUUCUUGGACAUAAAGAUGCAGUUUCUGAUGUCACAUAUGCACCAUCGGGGGAAGUCAUAGCUAGUGCUUCCAACGAUAGAUCUGUUAGAAUUUGGGUUCCUAAAAUAACAGGACAAUGUUUAGAUUUUAAAGCACAUUCAGGAGCUGUUAGAUCAGUACAAUUUAGUCCAGAUGGAGAAAAGUUAAUUACUGCAUCAGAUGAUAAAAGUAUUAAAUUAUGGAUGGUACAACAAAGAAGAUUUCUUAUGUCAUUUACAUGUCACACAAAUUGGGUCAGGUGUGCUAAAUUUUCUUCAGAUGGUAGACUUAUAGUUUCUUGUAGUGAUGAUAAAACAAUAAAAUUAUGGGAUAUCGCUAGUGGUAAAUGCAUCAAAACCUUCAAUGAUGUAAAAGCGUAUUCCACAUAUGUGGAAUUUCAUCCAAGUGGCUGUGUUAUUGGAUCAGCAAAUGUAACUGGUUCUGUUAAAUUGUAUGAUAUACGCACUGCUUCUUUAUAUCAACAUUAUGCGACUCAUAAAGAUUCAGUAAAUAUGAUAAAAUUUCAUCCAAAAGGAAACUUUAUAUUGACUGCAUCUGAUGAUUCAACGAUGAAGGUUUUAGAUUUAUUAGAAGGUCGUCCAAUUUAUACACUCAAAGGACAUGCAAAUGGUACCAGUGUGACAUCAGUAACAUUCUCUUCCAAUGGAGAAUUUUUUGCUUCUGGCGGUACAGAUCAACAAUUAUUAAUGUGGAAAACAAAUUUUGAUAAAGAUGAUAUUUCUCGAAAAAUUCCACGACGUUUAUUCUCACCCAUUGAAGAAUUGGAAUCUAACACGAAAGAGGAAAAAUCACAUAAAGAUGAUGAUACACCUGAAGGAGAAGAUAUAGAAUCAUUACAUGAGAAAUCUGAUAUUACGAAUUUAAAAAAUGAUAAAAGUUCUUAUUGUAAAAUAUCAGAUGCUGGGGCAUUAACUAAAGAUAUAGAAUAUAAAGUCAUAAAUAUGAGAAAUCAGAGACCUUUUGAAAAAGGCCGUAUUGUGAAUAUAUCACAUUUACCUGGUACAUAUUCCAAUGAAAUAGUAGAUGCACUUAAUGAACAAGUGCAAUCAUUAAGUGAUGCUGUUACUCUUUUAGAACAACGUUUGUCUGUGUUAGAAGAAGAAUUAAAAAAUAACUUUUUAUAAUUUAUUUAAGAAGUUAUUCAAUUAUGAUGCAAAUAACCCAAAUACUUGUAAAAUAUAUAUUUAAAUUGUAUUUAAUAGUUAAA
Messenger RNA from Frieseomelitta varia, 1725 nucleotides. It is a transcript of the gene Poc1, whose product is annotated as POC1 centriolar protein homolog A-like. Gene Ontology annotation, biological process: cilium assembly. Gene Ontology annotation, molecular function: protein binding. Lineage: Eukaryota; Metazoa; Arthropoda; Insecta; Hymenoptera; Apidae. Gene Ontology annotation, cellular component: centriole; ciliary basal body. The transcript is spliced from 6 exons. The record is from RefSeq and is a predicted model, not a curated record. Bases 311 to 1642 code for a protein of 443 amino acids.